AUGCUUGCGGAUCCGUACGGGAUUGAUCGGUGGGUCUACCCACACACUUAUGCAAAUGUUGGGGACUAUCCCGAACAAUGCAAAGUGGGAGGCACGAAGUCUGGCAUCAACACCAAGUAUCCUUGCCCAAAGUGCAAGGUGCCGAAUGACAGGCUCAGCGACAUGACCUACGAGAUCAAGUACCGCACGGAGGUCAAGCAGUCGCAACGCGUGGCAGCGAUACAGGGUGCACGGACAAAGCGCGAUUGGAACGAUCUCGAGGUUCUUUACAGCACGCAUGGCGUUGAGGUAUGUCAUACAGAGGCUUGUCUAUUGUCAUUUUAG
Closterium sp. Yama58-4 is the source of this 324-nucleotide messenger RNA. Lineage: Eukaryota; Viridiplantae; Streptophyta; Zygnematophyceae; Desmidiales; Closteriaceae. The record is from the annotation of a GenBank genome assembly.